ACGUGCCCAAGUCAUCAGCAAAUCGUCGUCGGGAACGAAAAGUCGGAAAAAACGUACAAAAUCUUUAUUUUCGCACCGUAAAACCCUCGGAAUCGGUCCGGAAUAGCGUGUCUCCGGUAGCGGACAAUCCGGUGCGCGGUUUCACGGCCACGUUCGGUCCCGGACGCGUCGCAAAGUGUUCAAUUUGUGACUUUUCCUUAUCGAAGAAUUUGCAGUGAGAAUCUUUUUUUCGUUUCGUCCCCACGACGUCUCCACUUGUCCUCCGCCCCGCCGCGGGGUACCGUGUCACACGGUGAACACCUGGGUGGUCCCCGAAGGGGAGCUGGGGGAGGAGACCUUUUAAGUGUGUUUUUAUUCUUUGAGGGUUUAUAGAGAAAAAGUUUUGUGAAAUGGCCCUCGGUUGGACUGCGAGGGUUGGAGGUUUUCGCAGUGAUAACAUCCGGCGGGGACCGCGGGCCUAGGCCCUUGGGCCAAAUCCAAAAGAGACACUGAUAACAGCGAGUAGUCACCGUAAAGUAUGCCAACAUUAGCCACGAGCGGAACGCCGACGACGACCAGCAGCAACAGCAGCACGACUCCGGUGGCCACCCCGACCACCCCCUCUUCCUCGAGCGGCGGAACCAGCAACAGCAAAACGAAGGAAAUGUUUAUCGUGCGGGCGCUGGAGAAGAUCCUCGGCGAUAAGGACAUCAAGCGGUCCCACCACUCGCAGCUGAAGCGGGCCUGCGAUGCGGCACUUGAGGACAUCCGGGAGGAGCUGAAGGAGGCCGGCCAGGUGGAGCACAAUGGCGAGGUGCCGGUUCCGUCGGCGGCCCUGCCGCUGCCCAAGAACGACUCGGCCAACAUUGUCAACGCGGAGAAGUACUUUUUGCCGUUCGAGUUGGCGUGCCAAAGCAAGACGCCGCGGAUCGUCGUGACGGCGCUCGACUGCCUGCAAAAGCUGAUCGCGUACGGCCACCUGACGGGGAACAUUCCGGACUCGGCGAACCCGGGCAAGUUCCUGAUCGAUCGGAUCGUGACGACGAUCUGCAACUGCUUCAUGGGACCGCAGACGGACGAGGGCGUGCAGUUGCAGAUCAUUAAGGCGUUGCUGACGGUGGUCACGUCGCAGCAUGUCGAGGUGCACGAGGGCACGGUGCUGCAGGGCGUGCGGACCUGCUACGACAUCUAUCUGUCCAGCAAGAACUUGAUCAACCAGACGACGGCACGGGCGACGUUGACGCAGAUGUUGAACGUGAUCUUCACCCGGAUGGAGAAUCAAGCGUAUGAGAUGGGAUCAAACGCAGCGACGACGACGGCGGUAGUUCCGGUGACUCCCCCGGCGGAGGAAAAGCACCCCGACUACGACAUGGUGCGUGGAAUCGUCGACGAGAUCGUGGACAAUGUGAUAGCGGCUGCGGCGUCGGCCGUGGACGAGCUGAGCACUAAGAGUACCGGGGAGUCCGGGGACGCCGAAACGGGCAGCAUCGGUGGGGUGUCCAACGGGGGCACGGACAGUACCUCGAUCGCGCGGGUACCCUCCCAGGAGAGCAUGGAAGUGACGAGCGAAAACGACAGCAUCGUGACGGCUAAGUUUACCCACAUCUUGCAAAAGGACGCCUUCCUGGUGUUCCGUGCGCUGUGCAAACUCUCCAUGAAACCUCUCCCCGAAGGGCAUCCGGAUCCAAAGUCGCACGAGUUGCGAUCGAAGAUCCUCUCGCUUCAUCUGCUACUGUCGAUUCUCCAGAAUGCCGGCCCCGUCUUUCGCUCGAACGAAAUGUUCAUCAUGGCCAUCAAGCAGUACCUGUGCGUGGCGCUGUCCAAAAACGGCGGAAGUUCCGUCCCGGAAGUGUUCGAACUGUCCCUUUCGAUCUUCGUGGCCCUGCUGUCCAACUUUAAAAUGCACCUCAAGAAGCAGAUCGAGGUGUUCUUCAAGGAGAUCUUCCUGAACAUUCUGGAGGCGCCCAGUUCCUCGUUUGAGCACAAGUGGAUGGUGAUUCAGGCGCUGACCCGGAUCUGUGCGGACGCACAGAGCGUGGUGGACAUUUACGUAAACUACGACUGUGACUUUUCGGCGGCGAAUCUUUUUGAACGGCUCGUCAACGAUCUGAGUAAGAUUGCUCAGGGUCGGCAGGCGCUCGAGCUGGGCACAUCGGUGAACCAGGAAAAGUCGAUGCGAAUCCGCGGGCUGGAGUGUCUGGUGUCGAUCCUGAAGUGCAUGGUCGAGUGGAGUAAGGAUCUGUACGCGAAUCCAAACUCGCAAACCAGUUUGGGCGAUCCACCGGCCGUUGCGACGAAUCCGAAAUCUCCGGACGAAGUGCACGAGCCGUUGAAGAGUCACGGUGGGUCGACGAUCAGCAUGAACUCGGUCGGUAGUACGAAUACGUCCGGUGGGAAUCGGGAAGUGUUGGAUCUUCCGGAGGAGCUUGAGGAACGCAAGCAGCGCAAGGAGGUGAUGGAAACGGGGAUUGACAUGUUCAACCGCAAACCGAAGAAGGGAAUGCAGUUCCUGCAGGAACGUGGCAUGUUGGGGACGAGCUGCGAGGACGUGGCCAAGUGGCUGCACGAGGACGAACGGCUGGACAAGACCCAGGUCGGGGACUACCUGGGGGAUAACGACGAACAAAGCAAGGCUGUGAUGUGCGCCUAUAUCGAUGCUAUGAACUUUGCCGAGCUGGACAUUGUGGCCGCGUUGCGGUACUUGGAAGGGUUCCGUCUGCCCGGCGAGGCAAAGAUCGAUCGGUUGAUGGAAAAGUUUGCGAGCAGAUAUUGCGACUGCAACCCGAACAACACCCUAUUCGCAUCCGCCGACACCGUCUACGUGCUGGCCUUUUCGGUGAUUAUGCUGACGACGGAUCUGCACUCGCCCCAGGUCAAGCACAAGAUGACCAAGGAACAGUACAUCAAGAUGAAUCGCGGCAUCAGCGACAACAAGGACCUGCCGGAGGAAUAUUUGUCGCAGAUUUACGACGAAAUUGCCGGGCAUGAGAUUAAGAUGAAGAACACGGUCGCGAGCAAACCGCAAGGCAAGCAGAUCAUCGUGAACGAAAAGAAGCGCAAACUGUUGUGGAACGUCGAGAUGGAGGCGCUGUCCACGACGGCCAAGAACCUGAUGGAGUCGGUGUCGCACGUGAAGGUCUUUACCUCCGCCAAACACCUCGAGCAUGUCCGGCCAAUGUUCAAAAUGGCCUGGACCAGCUUCCUGGCGACGUUCUCCGUCGGUCUGCAAGACUGUGACGAUCCGGAAAUCGCCAGUCUCUGCCUGGACGGAAUCCGCUGCGCCGUCCGGAUCGCGUGCAUCUUCCACAUGACGCUGGAACGGGACGCUUACGUCCAGGCGCUGGCUCGCUUCACCCUCCUUACCGCCAACUCACCGAUCAACGAGAUGAAGGCCAAAAACAUUGACACCAUCAAAACCCUAAUCAUGGUGGCGCACACCGACGGAAACUAUCUCGGCUCCAGCUGGUUGGACAUUGUCAAGUGCAUCUCGCACCUCGAACUCGCCCAGCGCAUCGGUACCGGCGUCCGGCCAGAAUUCCUCUCCGGCCCAGCGUCCCACCGUGACGCGUUGGAUCCCUCAGCCAAGGAACACAUCGGAGAAACCAGCUCGCAGAGCAUCGUCGUAGCAGUCGAUCGGAUCUUCACCGGAUCAAUUCGCCUCGAUGGGGACGCCAUCGUUGACUUUGUUAAAGCACUGUGCCAAGUUUCGCUGGACGAACUGACGCGACCUCAGCCGCGAAUGUUCUCCCUGCAGAAGAUUGUCGAAAUUUCCUACUACAACAUGGGCCGCAUCCGGUUGCAGUGGUCCCGAAUCUGGCAGAUCUUGGGCGAGCACUUCAACGCGGUCGGUUGCAACACCAACGAGGAAAUUGCCUUCUUUGCGCUUGACAGCUUGAGGCAACUUUCGAUGAAAUUCAUCGAAAAAGGCGAGUUCACCAACUUCCGCUUCCAAAAGGAUUUCCUGCGUCCGUUCGAGCACAUCAUGAAAAAGAACUGCUCGCCGGCAAUCCGGGACAUGGUCUGUCGGUGCGUGGCCCAGAUGGUCAACUCGCAAGCCCACAACAUCAAAUCCGGCUGGAAGAACAUCUUCUCGGUGUUCCAUCUGGCUGCCGGCGACACAGACGAAGCGAUCGUCGAGUUGGCCUUCCAGACGACGGGGAAGAUCAUCACCGAUUUGUACCAGUCGCAGUUUCACAUCAUGAUCGAUUCAUUCCAGGACGCGGUCAAGUGUCUGUCGGAGUUUGCCUGCAACGCCAAGUUCCCCGACACGAGCAUGGAAGCGAUUCGCCUUGUGCGGACGUGCGCUCUUUGCGUCAACGACGCCCCAAAUCUGUUUGCCGAACACGCCGGCAUGGAAAACGAUGUGUCCGUUUCGGAGGAGGAUCGCGUUUGGGUUCGGGGCUGGUUCCCGAUGCUGUUCUCGCUGUCCUGCGUUGUGAACCGCUGCAAGCUGGAUGUGCGUACCCGCGGACUCACGGUCCUCUUCGAAAUCGUCAAAACACACGGCGAUGCGUACAAACCCAACUGGUGGCGUGACCUGUUCAACAUUCUGUUCCGAAUCUUUGACAACAUGAAACUCCCCGAACACCACACCGAAAAAGCGGAAUGGAUGACGACGACGUGCAACCACGCGCUGUACGCGAUCAUCGAUGUCUUCACCCAAUACUUUGACAUCCUCGGACCGAUGCUGCUCAAAGAUCUGUACUGUCAACUGCACUGGUGCGUGCAGCAAAACAACGAGCAGCUCGCCCGAUCCGGCACCAACUGCUUGGAGAACCUGGUCAUCUCGAACGGACUCAAGUUCAACGAAGACACCUGGGACAAGACCUGCCAGUGCAUGCUGGACAUCUUCAACAGCACGUUACCGGAAGAACUGCUCUACUGGAAGCCCGACCCGAACCCCCAAAGCAUGACCCACAGCGCGAGCUACCCGCAAAACGGAGACCUACCCCGGCACGGCAUCCUCAAGCGAUCCCCGUCCCAGCACUCCGUCUUCAACCAACUGGACGACCCAACCCUCAACCCCGAACUCAACCAAACGGCCACCCUCUUCUCGAACCUCCUUAUCAAGUGCGUCGUCCAGCUCGAGCUGAUCCAAACCAUCGACAACAUCAUCUUCUUCCCCGCCACAUCCCGCAAAGAAGACGCCGAAACCCUGGCCCAAGCCGCCGCCGAACUCUCCCACAACACCUCAACGGCUCAACCAACAGCUCCAACCCCGUCCUCCGUCCUGAACCACUCGCUCUCCACCGAAGAGUGUCAACGCGAAGAGCAGGGCAUGUACAGCUACCUGAACACGCCCCACCUCCUGCAACUCAUCGACUGUCUGCUGCAAAGUCAUCGCUUUGCGAAAAAGUUCAACUCGAACCACGACCAGCGCAACGUCCUGUGGAAGGCCGGCUUCAAGGGUUCGCUCAAGCCGAACCUGCUGAAGCAGGAAACGCAAUCCUUGCGUGUGCUGCGCAUCCUGUUCAAGAUGUACAGCGACGAGAGCCGGCGCCGCGACUGGCAGGACAUCGAGAAGCGGCUGAUUGCCGUCUGUACCGAGGCGUUGGAUUACUUCCUGUCGCUGCAGAGCGAACCGCACCGGGACGCGUGGACGUCGCUGCUGCUGCUGGUGAUGACGCGGCUGCUCAAGAUGCCGGACUCGAGGAGUGCGCUGGUGGCGCCACAGGCGCCUUAA
Messenger RNA from Culex quinquefasciatus (southern house mosquito), 5662 nucleotides. Its product is annotated as brefeldin A-inhibited guanine nucleotide-exchange protein 2-like. Gene Ontology annotation, molecular function: guanyl-nucleotide exchange factor activity. NCBI's taxonomy places the organism in Eukaryota, Metazoa, Arthropoda, Insecta, Diptera, Culicidae. The record is from RefSeq and is a predicted model, not a curated record. Gene Ontology annotation, biological process: regulation of ARF protein signal transduction.